AGAAGGGGGUGGGUUUUGUUUGUCAGGAACUGAGAGGUCUGUUUGUAGUUUUCAAAGCAGAAAUACGCUGCUUUCAAGUCACUUUUAUUUAUGUGUGUUAUAUGUUAACAGUAUGUAUUUAUUUUUUUUAAUGAAAAAUAAAAGGUUUUAUUUUUUUUAAUGAAAUGAACCGCUUCAGCAGCCAACAGUAAAAAACAAGGGAUAAUAUUAAUCCUAAUAAUAAUUGUUCACAACAAUCUCACCAGCGCUGUAUUCGAGCUUCCUCCUGCAAUCUCUUCAUACGGCGGAUAAGGGAUUCUGUGCUGUGUCCCCUGUGCAGCAGCAAUGGCUCCGGGGAAGCGGGUGAAGAAGGAUGCGCUGGAGCUGUGCUGCGAGUGGGGCCGCUGCCAGUUCAGCACCGCACGCAUGGAGGAGUUCUGUGAACACGCGCGGGAACACCUGGAGGGGAAGCUGCAGGUCAAGAGCGAGGAGGAGGAGCACGAGGAGCCUCUGGAGGAGCACAGCUGCCUGUGGCUGGAGUGCGGGUUCUGCACGCUGGAUAACCCAGUGGAGCUGGCCAGACACGUGUACUUCCACUGCUACCACACCAAGCUGAAGCAGUGGGGGCUGCGCACCCUGCAGGGCCAGCCCGACCUGGGCUCCUGCACGCUGGACUACCAGAACCGCAACAUCAUCCCGGAGAUUCAGGACAACUUGGUGUGCCUGUGGGAGAACUGCGAGCAAGACUCGUUCGAGAACCCCGAGUGGUUUUACCGGCACGUGGACAUGCACGGCUUGUGUGCGGAAGUGAAGAGCAGUGAAGACGCGGUCUUGCCCUGUGGGUGGAAGGAUUGCGAGGCGACUUUCAAGAGCCGCUUCAAGCUGAGGGAGCACCUGCGCAGUCACACUCAGGAGAAGGUGGUGGCCUGUCACACCUGCGGCGGCAUGUUUGCUAACAACACCAAGUUUUUUGACCACAUCCGACGGCAGACCACCAUCGAGGGGCAGCGGUUCCAGUGCUCGCAUUGCUCCAAACGCUUUGCCACGGAAAGGCUGCUCCGGGACCACAUGAGGAACCACGUGAGUCACUACAAGUGUCCACUGUGUGAUAUGACCUGCCCAUCCCCGUCCUCGCUCAGAAACCACAUCAAAUUCAGACACAGCAACGAGAAACCUUACCGCUGUGAAUACUGUGAAUACAGCUGUAAGAACCUGAUUGACCUGCGCAAGCACCUGGACACCCACAGCACUGUGCCUGCGUACAGCUGCGAAUUUGCAGACUGUGGCUUCACAGCCAGGUCUCUCUACUCCAUCAAGUCCCACUACAAGAAGGUGCAUGAGGGUGAUAUGACGCCACGCUACAAGUGCCACGUGUGUGAGAAGUGUUUCACGAGAGGGAACAACCUGACCGCUCACCUGAGGAAGAAACACCAGUUCAAGUGGCCCUCUGGGCACCCUCGCUUCAGGUACAUGGAGCACGAAGACGGCUACAUGAGGCUGCAGCUGAUCCGCUACGAGAGCGUGGAGCUGACACAGCAGCUGAUGAGGGAGGGGCAGGACAGACAGGCUGACACAGAGGCACAGUGCGAAGAGGGGGAGGGUCUGAGGGGGAUCGUCCUGGAGACCGCAGAGUUUGGGGGCUCCGGGGAGGGAGAGGGGGAGAGGGGAGCAGAGACGCAGGGGCUCCAGGGGGAGCUGAACCCCAUUAUCCAUGUGCAGAGCAGGACCAACGAGAACGGGGAGAGCGAGACUGUGUAUUACGUGCUGACCAGUGCCACUGCUGGGGGGGCCUGCCUCCCCACUGACCCCUCUGAGACUGGGGCAGCCAUGGAGGUGCAGAGCACAGCAGAGCAGCUGGGAGUGGAGAUCGUGUAGCGACAGCACCACUGUGGAAGAGAAGUGUGCCAUUUUAAUGUGUGCAGGGUUCGUUUUGAUGCAUACCAACAGGGGAAAACUCAUUUAUUUUUUGUGAACAAGUGAUCUACGUAAUAUAUAUUGAUAUUUUUAAAGCUAUCAUAAGCUAAAAGGGAAAAACUAACCCUUGAGUAAACCGCGAGAUAAGGAGUGACUACAAGAGCCAGCCUUUUCUUUUUAGGCGCAACAUCUAAUUUUCAUGCUGUUAAGCAUUUGCAAAUGACUAAUCAAAGUCUCCCUAGAUCUCGGAUAUAAUAUCAAUGUGCAAACAUCCAAAGAUCACAACAGUGUACAUUUUCUUCCUGUAGUUUUUCUGAAGUUCUACAUGCACUGAAAGGUGCGAGUCACCUUGAUUUAUUUAUUGAGAGAUUGGACCAUAUUCCUUAUUCCUUUCUGAGUGUGUGCUUUUCCACGUACAGAGUUGGUUGAUGAGUGAUCCGUUCCAUACCGUGUGUAGAGGACUGUUCUGGUUUCAGGUUAAGUGUGAAAAGCAUUGUCAUAUCGACAAUACUGUGUCUGUGCCUUGGGUUUGUGGCCCUUUCAAUCUGUCGGUCUGUUCCAGCUUUGUCAUGAAGUAUUGGACUGAUCCUGCUAGGAUUGGGUCUGGUUAACUGGAUGAUAAAUGACAUGGUUGACUUGAAUUCGCUCGUGGCACCUUCAGUCCAUUAGAGUCCAGGACCUUGUUCCAGGCAGGUCUUUAAUCCUAUAAUGCAGCCUAGUGGGUUUAUUCAGCAGACUGAACUAGGUUACAUCCUAUUCGCACUACCCAGAUAAUGCGCAGUCAUACAAUUUUCAAAAUGCAGGUAAAAGGAAUGCCAUUUUCUGAUCUCAUGGUGCAUUGUGGCUAGAUUUAAAAAAAAAACUGCCAGUGAAUACUAUUGGAUUAGUUCCCACUUAGGCUCCAGAAUGGGAUGGAAGUUAAGAUUAGUGGCAGCCAGGCACCCCCUACCUGAGCGCAGAGUUCCAGUCUCUCCUUGCUCUGUGAAUCCUGGUCUUGCUGCUGCUGUGUGGCAGCAGGAGAUGUCAAAAUCUGUGUGUUCGUACUAGUUCUGCUACCAAAUUGAAGAAUGCAUUUUCAAACAGCUGAAAUUCAUAAGCUUCUGAAUUUGAUAUAAUGUUGAUUACUUUCUGUACUCACACAGAUAAUUAAUUGCAGUGUCUGUUAAAGUGGUUAUUUUAAGUAAUAAAGUAAGAUAAUGUAAAUGUGAAAUUCUCAUUCAUUUCUUAAAAUGCUGUGCAUAAUAUAGAACUAGGCUAAUUCUAAUUCAAAUUCGAUUUAAAAUGCAAAGUCCCCCUAAAGGGUGUGUGUGUGUGUGUGUGUGUGUGUGUGUGUGUGU
Molecule: messenger RNA, 3230 nt
Organism: Polyodon spathula (Mississippi paddlefish)
Lineage: Eukaryota; Metazoa; Chordata; Actinopteri; Acipenseriformes; Polyodontidae
Gene: hinfp
Product: histone H4 transcription factor
Exons: 10
Coding region: 325-1854 (509 amino acids)
Biological process (GO): anatomical structure development; regulation of transcription by RNA polymerase II
Molecular function (GO): DNA-binding transcription factor activity, RNA polymerase II-specific; RNA polymerase II cis-regulatory region sequence-specific DNA binding
Source: RefSeq, a predicted model, not a curated record